This is a messenger RNA of Penicillium bovifimosum, 2124 nucleotides long. RefSeq names its product arginine--tRNA ligase. Gene Ontology annotation, biological process: mitochondrial translation; arginyl-tRNA aminoacylation. Gene Ontology annotation, cellular component: mitochondrion; cytoplasm. NCBI's taxonomy places the organism in Eukaryota, Fungi, Ascomycota, Eurotiomycetes, Eurotiales, Aspergillaceae. The record is from RefSeq and is a predicted model, not a curated record. The transcript has 3 exons. Gene Ontology annotation, molecular function: arginine-tRNA ligase activity; ATP binding. The coding region runs from base 1 to 2124 and encodes 707 amino acids.
AUGGGUCAUUGUCUAAGCGGGGCCCGGCGGUUCACAGCCUUUUUUUCUCCGUUGCGUUGCCCCUCUAAACCUUCGGUCUCUUUGUCUUUGAUACCUCGCGCCUCCUUUAGUAAAUCGCGAUCACUUUCCUCAAUCAUGGCGUCCGCGGCUUCCCUCCCCGCCUCUGUUGAGGCCCUCACCCUCCAAUCCACGGCACAGACGUCUCAGUUCACCGGCUGCUUCCCGACACUGAACCCAAUGGACAUCUACCGUGAGCAUAUCGCGGUGGAGCUGGGCAAGGCCGCUGGCAUUGAUGCUCAGAAGAUCUAUUCGCGCAUUGCAUGGACCAAGACUUUGGACCAGGGUGAUCUUUCAUUGCCGGUUGCCUCUCUUCAGAUCAAACAGAACCCGAUCGAGCUUGCUAAAGAGCUUGCCUCCAAGUUCCCCGAGUCCAACCUCAUUCAGCCCCCGGUUGCGCUUGGUCCUCAUCUCCAAUUCUUCUGCAAGCGCCAGCCAUUGACCAGCACCGUUCUUGGUCGUAUCCUGAAGGAGAAGGCUGCCUAUGGAACGAAUGGCAACCAGGGUCAAAAGGACCCGUCCGACCCCUCAAAGGGCCAGAAGAAAAUCAUCAUCGAGUUCUCGUCGCCCAACAUCGCCAAGCCCUUCCACGCUGGUCACCUGCGCAGUACUAUCAUCGGUGGUUUCCUCGCAAACAUCUACACAGUCAUGGGGUGGAAUGUGAUUAAGAUGAACUACCUGGGUGACUGGGGUAAGCAGUACGGUCUACUGGCCAACGGCUUCAAAUACUUCGGUAACGAGGAGGCUCUUGUCAAGGACCCUAUCAACCAUCUGUUCGAUGUCUACGUCAAGGUCAACCGUCUGGUCAGCGAGCAGGAGGGACCGAUCAAGGAGCUGAAGGAGCAGAUCAAGGCGAAGAAGGAGAAGAGCGAGGACGUUACUGAUCUGGAGGCACAGCUUGCCAAGCUUGUGGAUGUGAGCGAGGACGAGAAGGCCCGUCGCUACUUCAAGAGCAUGGAGGACAGUGACCCCGAGGCUCUUGCUCUCUGGCGCAAGUUCCGUGAUCUCAGCAUUGAGAAGUACAAGCAAACUUAUGCCCGUCUCAACAUCGACUUCGAUGUCUACUCCGGCGAGUCUCAAAUCAAGUCUGAGAGCAUGAGUGAGGCCUACAAGCUUAUGGAGAAGGCUGGUGUUUCCGAGCAGUCCGAGGGUGCUGUGAUUGUGGACUUCACCAAGCACGGUGCCAAGAAGCUUGGCAAGGCUAUCAUUGUCCGCAAGGAUGGCACUCCUCUUUACCUGACCCGCGAUAUCGGUGCCAUCACUGAGCGUGAUCAGGAAUACCACUUCGAUAAGAUGAUCUACGUCGUUGCUGCCCAGCAGGAUCUCCACCUUGCUCAGCUCUUCAAGGUUACCGAACUUAUGGGCCACAAGGACCUGGCUUCCCGCUGCCAGCACAUCAACUUCGGUAUGGUCCGUGGUAUGAGCACCCGUAAGGGCACCGUCAAGUUCUUGGAUGACAUCUUGCGUGAUGUUGGUGACAAGAUGCACGAGGUCAUGAAGAAGAACGAGGUGAAGUACGCUCAGGUCGAGGAUCCUGAGAAGACUGCCGACAUUCUGGGUAUCACCUCCGUUAUGGUGCAAGACAUGACUGGCAAGCGUGUUAACGGCUAUGACUUCAACCUUGAUGCCAUGACAUCCUUCGAGGGUGACACCGGCCCAUACCUGCAGUACGCUCACGCUCGUCUGUGCUCGAUGGCUCGCAAGUCCGAGUUGGAUGUCAACGAGUUGGUCAACGCCAACUUCGAUCUCUUGACCGAGCAGCAUGCGCUUGACCUUGUCCGUCUGUUGGCCCAGUGGCCCGAUGUACUCUUGCAAACCGCCAAGACUCUCGAGCCGAUCACCGUCCUCAGCUACCUGUUCCGCAUGACACAUAUGCUGAGCUCUAGCUACGAUGUGCUCAAGGUUAUUGGCAGCGAGCCCGAUGUCAAGCAGGCGCGUAUGGCUCUCUAUGCCGCGGCUCGCCAGGUCCUGAACAACGGCAUGCGGGUUCUCGGCCUCAGCCCCGUUGAGCGGUUAGUACUUCUCCUUAUCCCCAAAAAUAUGCACGCACUAACCGGAUGCCUCUAG